GCAUUUACUGGAUGUUGAUACACACUGACCAGCAAAUCACGACCUUGUUGCAGGAAACAGGCCGUAAACUGCGGGCAUUGAUUUGACCCGUAGUCAUCGGACCUGAUAUAGUAUUUUAUACACCGGCCGUAAACCCUUACCACAGUCAAGAGGUCAUCGGACCAGGAAGAUUUCAGAAAAUGAACACCCCCAUUCUAAUCGCUUUCGCCGCCUCCUUGGUGCUCCUUAGCUACACAUCAGCUAGGAGCGUGGAUGGAUUGGACUCGGAGUUGAAGCGAGCUUUUGACGAGGUGUUUUCACAAAAUCUCAAGAGGGCAUUCGAUGAGACCACAUCGGCAUUGGAUGGGUCAAAACGUUCUGGGGAUCUACAACGCCGUGGUUUCUGGAAAAAUCUCUGGAACGGCAUCAAGACCGUGUGGAACGAGAACAAAGGUGCCAUCAUCGACUCCGCCAUUGGUUAUGUGAAAACUCUAAAGAAAGAAGAACAGCUUCCUGCAGAGACAGAAGGCGACGAUGGAAACAACGACGAGGGUGAUGAAGAGGAUCAGGACGAUGAAGAGAGUGAAAAGGAGUUUAUUGAAUUUCUACAAAUUGUCAAUGGCCAAUAGAAAGAAAUCUGUGUUUCAAUUUACAAAAUGGUGUGGCUUGAAAUUUGAAAUUUGUGGAUCUAAAAAUAGUUUCUUAGUUGACUUUAAUUUGGACUUUGUAACUAAAACUUUGAAAUAAAUGAAAUCAUACACAC
Messenger RNA from Physella acuta, 742 nucleotides. RefSeq lists its product as uncharacterized. Lineage: Eukaryota; Metazoa; Mollusca; Gastropoda; Physidae. The record is from RefSeq and is a predicted model, not a curated record.